Molecule: messenger RNA, 2167 nt
Organism: Drosophila gunungcola (fruit fly)
Lineage: Eukaryota; Metazoa; Arthropoda; Insecta; Diptera; Drosophilidae
Gene: Ubc6
Product: ubiquitin-conjugating enzyme E2-17 kDa
Exons: 3
Coding region: 163-618 (151 amino acids)
Biological process (GO): DNA repair; proteasome-mediated ubiquitin-dependent protein catabolic process; protein polyubiquitination
Cellular component (GO): HULC complex
Molecular function (GO): ubiquitin conjugating enzyme activity
Source: RefSeq, a predicted model, not a curated record
CCUAUUCGAUACUAUCGAACAGAGUCUAUACCAUUGCUGCCCGAGUUUGCCCUCAAUUAAAAAUAAAAUUACAAAAUUUCACUGUUUCCAUUCGUAAAACGCAGCGCAUCACCCAGGCGUUCAAAUUCACAACCAACACAAGUUGUAGUAUCGUUGUGAACCAUGUCAACACCCGCUCGCAGACGUCUUAUGAGAGAUUUUAAAAGACUUCAGGAGGAUCCACCUACGGGUGUCUCGGGUGCCCCAACAGAUAAUAAUAUUAUGAUAUGGAAUGCUGUGAUUUUUGGUCCACACGAUACACCAUUCGAGGACGGAACCUUUAAGUUAACCAUAGAAUUUACGGAAGAGUAUCCAAACAAACCGCCAACAGUUCGAUUUGUAUCGAAAGUAUUUCAUCCCAAUGUGUACGCAGAUGGUGGAAUAUGCUUGGACAUAUUGCAGAACCGCUGGAGUCCCACAUACGAUGUUUCAGCCAUACUAACAUCCAUACAGUCACUGCUGAGCGAUCCCAAUCCCAACUCACCGGCUAACUCCACCGCCGCCCAGCUGUAUAAAGAAAAUCGCCGCGAGUACGAGAAGCGUGUGAAAGCCUGCGUGGAGCAGAGUUUCAUCGAUUAGCCAUGCGCCCACUCUAGGAACAGAAGCAGCAUCAGAAGCAUCAGAAGCAGGAGCCACAACAGGAGCAGCAGCAGAUUUGAGGGCGGCUGCGGUUUAAAACAUCAGCAAACUACAGCAACAAAAAUAUGCAAUACCAUAAAGAAGUUUAAAUUAAAUAAUAACAGAAAUAUUUAUGAUAAUUGUAAUGCUAUGAAAUUGUAACAGCGCCAACGGCACGGCACAGCAGCAUAUAUACACCCUCAACCGCUCACCGCUCACACACCUGCGCACACCACCCGAAGCCUAUAAACACUGGGCAGUUAUAAGUUAUAUUUGUUUGGCCGAUAGUUCCACCUUGUCCUUAACCCGAUCCCGAAAUCAGACGCAGAUCACUGAAAAAUACCCGAAAAUCCAAUGUAGCAGCAGCGGCUAGUUAAGCCGACAGCCAGAUAUAAGACUCUCAUAAGCUAACAACUCAAAUGUUAUAAUUCAAAUAGCAGCGGCAGAAAAUUAACAAUAAUAAUAAAAAAAACUAUAAAACCAUGUCAAACAAUUGCAAAACCCAAAUAGUUUCAUUUUAGAUGUGCGCAAAGCCAGUCUUGUAAAACUAAACUAAUUCUGCAACUAAACCAAAAUCUAACCAGAAAUUAAUAUAUGUAGUAGUUCGUGUCGUAGUAAACGCCCCACAGUUAAUUUGCAAUUUUUAAGCUACAUUGUAGUCCAGUGUCAUUAAUGAUAUCUACCGAAAGCCCACAUACACAUACACAUGCUACCUAGAUCGAUUCAUAAGUUUAUUGGCUACAAAUUGAGAAUUAAAUGUUAGUUGUUAGCAAUGUAAACCAAUCCACAUGGUACGUGAGAACAAGUCUCCAAUUUGGGAAUGAGCAGGCAAUUAUAAACGUAUACCUCUGUAGCAUCCAGUGACCAAUGCGCUAUGUAUUUUGCACGAUUACUUCGUUGCCAGACCCACAACCCACACACUAUCUGCAAGAUCUUGUCCUUGAUCUGAUUCAAGUUAAUACCCUAAUUUGGUGUGUUACCAUGGCCCUCACAAUGUGCGGGAUCUUUCUUUAGUGUAUGGUUGGAUGGAAACACCUCAUAAACUGCCAUUUGCCACGCUAUGUACUCUCUAGGUUCCACUGUGUCUUGGCUGCGGCAAUUGAUUUAGUUAGUUUUUAAGCGUUUACAAUCGAGUCUUAAUCUUGUUUUUUGUUGAAUGCGAAUUGCUGUUCCUUUUGCUAUGAACCCUCCACUUUUGGCACUUUGUGUUGAACGGAUCGCGAAGUGGAAGAUGCGAUGAUGAUGCUCUGAGCAUCAUGUUAAUCUUAUAUAUGAAAGACCUACCAUGUAGCAGCCUAUUGUUUAUUAAUUAUGAACCAACUAAAGCUGAGGAUGCAAGUAGUCCCAACUCAAAUCACAGUAAAAGUAAAGCAAAGGAUAAGGAUUAAGGCAAACCAUUCGAAUAAUGUGGAAUUUCAAAUUACCUUACUGUAAUUACCAUUAUUAUUAUUAAUAAAGUUUAAGAUUUCAAAUAUCAAUAAAUGAAAAUAACACAACUUCGCCAAGUCAA